ACUUCCCUGUUAAACAGCAGCCACAGCGUGACGUGAACACGGUGUUUCUGACUCCACUAUCUGCGCGAUAAGCUGAACACAACCCCCCACAGAGCGGCCCGGCCCAGCAGCUCCUAAAACCAGGGUUCACUGAGUUAAAUGGAUCACCUCUCAGAGUUUGACUAAACUCUUGGCCAUGGACUGAUGUAAAAAGCAGACCCUGACCCUGUGGUGAACAGGUGGGGUUAGGAGUCGGCCAUGGAUACCACCACCUCUCUGAAGAUGACCUCUCUGGCCAUCCAGAGUCUGUUCAGCUACGUAGAGGAGGAGAACCUGGCUGCCAUCAAAGCACAUUUGGACAAGUUCAGAGAUGUGGAUAGCAGGAGUGAUAAUGGACAGACUCCCCUGAUGGUGGCGGCAGAGCAGGGCAAUGUGGAGAUACUGCAAGAGCUCAUUAGGAGAGGAGCCAACGUGAACUUGGACGAUGUUGACUGCUGGACCGCGUUGAUCUCUGCAGCUAAGGAGGGCCACAUCGAGGUGGUGAGGGAGCUGCUGGAGAACAAUGCUAACCUGGAACAUCGAGACAUGGGAGGUUGGACUGCUCUUAUGUGGGGAGCCUAUAAAGGUCGUACAGAUGUGGUCCAGCUGCUCUUGGAAAAAGGAGCUAACCCCAACAUCACUGGUCAGUACAGCGUCUACCCCAUUAUCUGGGCGGCAGGUCGAGGCCACGCAGAGAUUGUCCAUCUCCUGCUGCAGCACGGAGCCAAGGUCAACUGCUCCGACAAGUACGGUACCACUCCUUUGAUCUGGGCAGCCAGGAAGGGCCACUAUGAAAGUGUAAUGCACCUUCUGGCCAACGGGGCUGAUGUGGACCAAGAAGGAGCGAACUCAAUGACGGCUCUGAUUGUGGGAGUGAAAGGUGGCUAUACAGAGGUUGUGAAGGAGCUGCUGAAGAGAAACCCAAAUGUCAACAUGACGGACAAGGAUGGCAGCACAGCCCUGGCCAUUGCUGCCAAGGAGGGUCACACCGAGAUCGUACAGGACCUGCUGGACGCCGGCACCUAUGUCAAUAUCCUGGACAGGAGUGGGGAGACAAUGCUGAUUGGAGCAGUGAGAGGAGGUCAUGUGGAGAUAGUCCGAGCUCUGCUGAACAAAUACGCUGAUAUUGACGUCAGGGGCCAGGAUGGAAAGACUGCCCUCUACUGGGCGGUGGAGAAAGGCAACGCCACCAUGGUGAGAGACAUCCUGCAGUGUAACCCUGACACCGAGAGCUGCACUAAGGAGGGAGAGACCCCACUUAUCAAAGCCACAAAAAUGAGAAACAUAGAGAUAGUGGAGCUCCUGCUGGAUAAAGGUGCCAAGGUGUCUGCAGUGGAAAAGAAAGGAGACACACCCCUCCACAUUGCCAUUAGAGGGCGCAGCCGUAAGUUGGCUGAGCUGCUGCUGAGGAACCCUAAAGAUGGCCGCCUGCUUUACCGCCCCAACAAAGCUGGAGAGACUCCAUACAACAUCGACUGUACCCACCAGAAAAGCAUCCUCACACAGAUAUUUGGAGCCAAGCACCUCUCCCCCUCUGAGUCAGAUGGAGACAUGUUGGGUUAUGACCUUUAUAGCAGUGCUCUAGCAGACAUCCUGAGUGAGCCCACCAUGCAGCCACCGAUCUGUGUUGGACUGUACGCUCAGUGGGGCAGCGGCAAGUCUUUCCUUCUCAAGAAACUGGAGGAUGAGAUGAAGACCUUUGCAGGCCAGCAGAUCGAGCCAUUGUUCCAGUUCUCCUGGCUGGUGGUCUUUCUCACCCUGCUACUCUGCGGCUCAGUGGCCGUGGUUCUGGGCUUCACUGUUGAUCCAAAGCUGGCAAUUGCCGUCUCCCUCAGCCUCCUCGCUCUGCUCUACAUCUUUUUUGUGUUGGUGUACUUUGGAAGUCGGCGAGAGAGGGAGAGCUGGAACUGGGCGUGGCACAUCAGCACCCGUCUGGCUCGCCAGGUCGGUUACCUGGAGCUGCUGCUCAAACUGAUGUUUGUCAACCCACCUGAACUUCCUGAGCAGACCACCUGCGCACUGCCAGUCAGGUUCCUGUUCACCGACUAUAAUCGUCUGUCCAGUGUUGGAGGGGAGACCUCCAUGGCUGAGAUGGUUGCCACGCUCUCUGAUGCCUGUGAGCGGGAGUUUGGCUUCAUGGCCACCAGACUCUUCAGGGUUUUCAAGAAAGAUGAGAUCCAAGGUAAAAAGUGGAAGAAAACAUGUUGUGUUCCCUCAUUCGUGCUGUUUGCCUUGACCCUGGGAUGCCUGAUCACUGGCAUGGCCCUGCUGGCCAUCUUUAAGGUGGACCCUGAUAAUUUCACAUUAAACGCAGUGCUGAUAGCCAUGGCCAGUGUGGUGGGCCUGGCCUUACUGCUCAACUGUAGGACCUGGUGGCAGGUGGCUGACUCCGUCCUCAACUCCCAGAGGAAACGGCUGCACAGUGCUGCCAACAACUUGCAUCGACUCAAGAGUGAAGGAUUUAUGAAGGUUCUGAAGCAUGAAGUGGAGCUAAUGUCAAAAAUGGCCAAAACCAUUGAUGGCUUUACCCAGAACCAGACACGCAUGGCCGUCAUCAUCGACGGACUGGACGCCUGUGAGCAGGACAAAGUUCUGCAGAUGUUGGACACGGUGAGGGUACUCUUCUCCAAAGGCCCUUUUAUCUCCAUCUUUGCCAGUGACCCCCAUAUCAUCAUCAAAGCUAUCAACCAAAACCUCAACAGUGUGCUGAGAGACUCCAACAUCAAUGGACACGACUACAUGAGGAACAUCGUCCACCUGCCAGUGUUCCUCAACAGCCGAGGUCUCAGCACGGCCAAAAAGCUCUGCAUGGCAGCGCCCAUCAAUGGAGAGACCUCGCCUGCUGAGGGAUGGCAUGAAGACGGGGACAGGAAGAUGUCUCAGAGCAGCCUGGGCCAAGACCAGGCCAAGUUUGGCAGCAAGAACGCCCUAAACCGCAGGGACACAUACCGGCGUCGGCAGAUGCAGAGGACCAUCACCAGACAGAUGUCCUUCGACCUGACCAAGCUGCUGGUGACCGAGGACUGGUUCAGUGAUAUAAGCCCACAGACCAUGAGGAGGCUGCUCAACAUUGUUUCUAUCACGGGUCGUCUGCUGCGGGCCAAUCAGAUCAUCUUCAACUGGGAUCGGCUGGCGUCAUGGAUCAACCUGACGGAGGAGUGGCCUUACAGGACAUCGUGGAUCAUCCUCUUUUUGGAAGAGACUGAAGGAGUGUCCGACCACAUCGCUCUCAAGACAAUCUAUGAGAGAAUCUCCAAGAACAUCCCCACCACAAAGGACGUAGAACCGCUGCUGGAGAUUGAUGGAGACAUCCGCAGCUUUGAGGUCUUCCUGUCGUCCAGGACGCCCGUUCUCGCUGCUAGAGAUGUUGAGAUGUUCCUGCCCUGCACCGUCAACCUGGACCCCAAACUCAGGGAGAUCAUAGCAGAUGUGCGAGCGGCCAGGGAGCAGAUGCACAUGGGAGGAGUGACCUAUCCCACGCUGCCCAUGCAAGAGGCAGUGCCCCGUCCACAGUCGGGCUAUGGCCAGCCCCCUGCCGCCUGCUCCCCAGCGGGCUCCUUCACCGGAUCUCUGCCUCCUCAGCCUCACAGUGCCUACUUCAGUGGGAUGACUGGCCCUCAGCACCCCUUUUACAACCGGCCUUAUUUCCCCCAUCAUGUGUAUCACCUGCCACGGCCUUUCUCCCACCAUGUCCCCUCAUCCUCGCGCCCCUCCAUUAAACCACAUGGUCAACAUAAGGACAACACCAACGGACUUGUCUCCCCUGCGGUCCUGCUUAGCUCAAUGAACACAGAUGCCGUGUGUGAGCGUCUCAGACAGCUGGAUGGAAUCGACCCCAGCAUGCUGCCUCAGUACACAUCCACCAUCAAGAAGGCUAACAUAAAUGGUAGAGUGCUGUCUCAGUGCAACCUGGAUGAGCUGAAGAAAGAGAUGGAGAUGAACUUCGGCGACUGGCAGCUCUUCAGGGGAACGGUGAUGGAACUACGUCACACUGAAACCCAGGCUCUGCUUCAAGAUGAGUCCCGAGCUGCUAGCGAGCAGGACAGCAGCUUGCACCACGGGGAGCCCAGCAGACGCUCAGGGGGGGCCCAGCAUGAAGCGGCAGCCUUCAGCCUGAAUCUCAGCUUUGAGGAGCUCAGCGGAGCGGGGCUGGAGGAACCUCCGAGACACAGCAACAACUCACACUGGCCGGUGGCAAAUCUCCACACCUCAAGCAUGUCCAGCCUCAACUCUCAGGAAUCCUCAAAUGACAUCUGCAAGCUGACAGACAAGCAGCAGGCUGAGUAUCAUGAUGCCUACAGGGAGUACAUCUCUCAGAUGGCGCAGGUGGAGAUGUCCGGCGGUGCUGGGGAGAGGCCCGUGCAGCCCCACCCUGGACAGUUCCUUCAGGCUGCCGGCUCAGAGGACAAAGGGGCCAAGGAAGGAGCUGACCAAGACAGCCGCAAGUCCUUCACCAAGAGAGGCUCCAAGCCUAGCGAUGCCACAGACUUCCCCUCAGGGACCGAUGCCCAGCCUCUAGACCCCAUCAGUGAAGAGGAUGAGAAGCUGGACCACAGCUCGUUAUCCAGGAUUCCAGGCUCACGGAAGGUAGGCAGGUCAUUCUACCACAAGCUGCCCAGCGAUGAAGACUCCGGCCCGGAGGAGUCGGACAACACCACACCUCUCCUCCGCAAAGAGGGUAGAGCUGGUGCCUCGUCCUCCCACAGCGGCUCCCAGCCCACUGGGCUCCUGACCAAGCCUGGCUUCCUCACCGAAAUCCUCCUGGAUAAGAAGGACUCGUCGGACUCAGGGAUGCGCUCCAGUGACAGCUCCUCAGACCGCUCUCUAGAGGAGGCUGAAGGAGACGCCGACGGAGAGAGAGAUGCACUGAAGCCCAGCCUGAUUGAACUGGAGCUGGAGGGUCUGGUGAAGAAGAGAGGCCUCCUCCCCAGCAGCCUCAGCGGCCUGCAGGACACGGCGGUGGCCCGCAUGUCCAUCUGCUCCGAGGCUCCGUCCGAGGCCAGCCUCAUGGCCAGCAGCCCAGACGAAGGGUGGCCAUCUAGCGAGGUCAGCAACCUCAACUGCACCACCAGCAUCAGCACCCUGAAUAACAAUGCAAACAGGCCUGACGACACCACCAACACUAACACCAACAACAGCCAUCAGCAGGCGGUUAACAUCACAGGCACGGAUUCCACCACCUCCUCCUCCUCCAGCAUCAACGUCUCGCCAGCUGUCAUUAUCACCCCCGGCAGCAGCAGCACUGCCAACACCACAACUGCAGCUAUCCACAACCAGAACCUGCGCACCAUCAGCCUGGGAGACGAGACGGAGAGUGUCCUCUGAGAAGCUGGUCGUUAGUCCGGAAAAAAAGCCACGUAGACUGUUGUUGUUGUUGAUGAUGUUGCUGGUGAAGUUAUUAGACUGUUAGUGAUGUGACGUGUUCCAAAGAAUUAGAGUAGAUAUGUGUUUUACUGUUGGGAAGGAAAUGUGUUGUUGUGAAUCAAGAGUCGUGCAAUUUAAAGUUUUACUUAGUUGGUUUCGUAAAAGACCAAAAAAAAUUACAAAUCUAAAGACUCAUUAAUAACUACAAUUGGAAGUUAACGAUACCAAAAAAAACUUCAGUCAGGUCAAAUUGACAUUGCCAAGAGUGAUUUCUUUCUUGUGUGAAUAUGGUGAUGUUGUGAAAAUAAUCUAGUCAAGUCUAGUAGUCUAGGGAUGAAAUGUUACAUGUUGUGGACAUUAUACGUUACAAAAAAAAAAAAAAAGAGGUGUUUAUCAGGAAAUGUAGUCACGAAUGGAAAAGCUACGUGUUACUGGGGACUUUUGUCUCUGAAGUGUUUGGUGGUGAGAAUAAUUAAAAUAGAUGGCAGUGUAGACAGUGGUGUAGUGUGUAUUGUUGGCAGUUUCUGUGAUGGAAGAAGUGCAUGCACUCGUCUCCAAAGUGGCGAUGUCUUUUCCAUAGUUCCAUGUGAAAAGGCGUUCACUUCAAUAAACAUUUUGUAUUGUGGACCCUUGAAAUGUAGUCUCAUGUUUUCUGUUCUUUUCUUUACGCAGGGACAUAAGCUGUUUGUAGAGAGACGCCUCAGUGGAACGGGUAAAGCUUGUGAG
Messenger RNA from Anoplopoma fimbria (sablefish), 6108 nucleotides. RefSeq names its product kinase D-interacting substrate 220a (gene kidins220a). The transcript has 32 exons. Lineage: Eukaryota; Metazoa; Chordata; Actinopteri; Perciformes; Anoplopomatidae. The record is from RefSeq and is a predicted model, not a curated record. The coding region runs from base 238 to 5343 and encodes 1701 amino acids. Gene Ontology annotation, molecular function: protein binding.